Tuber aestivum (summer truffle) is the source of this 2692-nucleotide messenger RNA. NCBI's taxonomy places the organism in Eukaryota, Fungi, Ascomycota, Pezizomycetes, Pezizales, Tuberaceae. The record is from the annotation of a GenBank genome assembly.
AGCCGCCGAUUCAACCCCCUCACACAGCUCCGCAAAACAAGUCGGUCGACCAAAAAAACCACCAUGCCGUUUGUCGACCUUCCAAACGAGAUAAUCUUACAAAUCGCGGAAGAGCAGGAACCUCCAGAUAUAAAUGCACUCCUGAGAACCAACCGCCGCUUCGCCUCCUGUUUAAUUCCGAGCCUUUGGGCCAGCGUAUUCCGAUCCCCACCCCAGCUCUACGCCGUGGAAGCACUACUCUCUGCAGCGGAGAACGGAUACAAAGAUGUAGUCAGACAACUGCUCGGCAAGGGCGUACUUCAGUACUCUCAGACACCGCAUUGGAAGAUUAUGCGGAAAGUGAUAACUGAGCGUGACACAAAGGCCCUGGGCACGCUCAUGGAGUGUGGCAUGUCGAUCGAUACGACGGACCCUGAUGACUGGACGCUCUUGGGGCUGGCGGCGGAACGGGGCUGCUUGGAGACACUGUUGCUGUUAGUGGCUCACGGCUUCGACGUCAAUGAGCCGGGGAAUUUCCGGUGUGAGUCACCGCUGAGCCUCGCGGCCAAAAACAAACACGAUGAGGUGGUACAGGUUCUCCUAAGUCUCCCCGACAUAAACGUUAAUUCCAAGACCGAAUUGGCCUUCAAUACACCACUACACAACGCAGCGAAGGAGGGAGACGAAAUCAUUGUGGAAAUUCUCCUAGCGGACGAGAGGAUAGAUGUUAACCCCGUGAACUCCAGUUGUUGCACACCCCUUCACAUAGCGGCUGAAGAAGGCCACGAGGGGGUGGUCGACCUGCUUCUAGCACACAAGGACAUCAGGCCUGAUAUCCCAGGAUAUAUUGGCAAGGCACCAAUACACAGCGCAGUUUGUGGCGGGUACAGCUUGAUUGUCCGUCGUUUGUUGAGCGACCGGUCGGUCAACAGCCUGGACGACUGCCAACGAACACCGUUGUACUGGGCGUCGAUGCUGGGAUGUGAAUCGGUUGUGCGGCUACUAUUACAACACAAUGGUGUCAAGGUUAACCUAGCGGAGCGGACGGGCAAGGGGCCGAUGCACAUAGCAGCAUGCACGGGGAUGGAGAGUAUCGUGUGGAUCCUGUUACAGGACGAAAGGGUCGAAGUCGACAACAUGGACGAUUACGGGCGGACACCAUUAUGGUGGGCAGCGAUGGAAGGCCACGAGGGAACCGUCCGACUUCUCCUCAGCGAUGGUAGGGUCGAUGUCAAUCAGCGCAACAACCACGGCGAGACGAUCCUGCAUAUCAUGGCUGGACACUGGGGGAAUGAGGCGAUAGUGCAGCUAUUGCUCAGUCAUGAGAAGACGAUUCCGGAUCUCCGCGAUAAUGACGGGAGGACCCCGCUGUAUUGGGCUGUCAUGAAGGAGCAUGAUUCUGUCGUACGGCUUCUACCUGGGGAUCCAACCAGCCCGUCCUUGUUAUAAGGUGUAGUAUCAAGAGAGGGGUGGGGUAAUAAAUUUACCACCUUAAUCAGAAAAAGGGAAUACGUGCUGUUAGGGAGCGAAAGGAGGUUUUGCUCGCCAAAGCGAUUGCGUGCUGUGUCCAGCUCAUUCGCACGUAUUCAAUCGCCAUGCCAGGCCAGGCCUCCCAUCGGGAGAGUUUCCUUAUCCAGAGCCGCUUGUACAAACAUAAUAGCAAUUCACACGUAUUAUAGUCCAAAAAAUCGCUUCACAGCCGACGAAACAAGACCAACAACUCGAGACGUAGUAUUUGGAUUUUGGCAUACAGGCAAGCCAUCUACCGGUAUAAUAUCUACUCGCCUUCGGACAUGGGAAAGAUAAUCCAGCGCCAGACCUACCCCACCACAGUGAUAAUCCAUGACCAACCCUAACCUCCAAACCUACGGUACCAGCAUUUGUCACCACUUUAAGCCGCAGGUCACAGCACGUGUCAUUCAUCCCACCAUGCAACCCCACAACACCGGAAACCCAAACCAAACCUCCCACCCUCCGCACCCUUCCCGCCACCACAACCACAAUUCAGCAAGAGCCCACCCCAAAAAACUUCCACCAUGAUCGAAGUAAUCUGGUACCUCCCCCCUUCCCCUCCCCCGCCCAACACACCCCAACCUACCUACCUCAAACUUCGGCCUAACAACACCCAGCAACGACCGCCUCGGCAAAAAAGUGCACGUAAAGUGCGAAGCAGACGAUACUAUCGGUGACUUUAAAAAGUUGGUAGCGGCGCAGAUCGGGACUUCGCCGGAUAAGGUGUGUCCUCCCCAUCCCGCGAAGAGAGAAUAGUUGCGCUACUAACGGGCGGAGGGGGGGGAGUGACUAGAUUGUGCUCAAAAAAUGGUACAACACUUUUAAGGAUCAUAUCACCCUGGCGGAUUACGAGAUUAGUAAUGGGACUUCUUUGGAGAUGUGGGUUUUUCUUCUCCCUUUCUCCCCUGAGGCUCGGGGUUAGCUGAUGGUUUGGUUUUAGGUACUAUUGUUAGUUGGGUUGAGGUUGAAGGAGUGUGGGGGGGGGGUAUGGAUACACUCGCAGUUGGCUUUCUGGCUAGAUCUAUGGAUGGAUGGACGAUGGAUUGAUGGGGGGCUCGGGGGAAUACUUGUUUGAAGAGGUUUUGAGUGAUCGGUGGUAAUGAUCAUGGGUUGCCCUGCUUGUUCUUUCUCGCUUUUUUUAUAGCACGGUUGUCUCUCAGUUUACUAGAGUACCGCAGUGCAUGAUCUCAUGGCUUUGCAA